AUGUUUGGCCUUCAAAAGGACAAUAGCAUGAACGAGGUGUCACAGUACUUGGCAGGUCGGUACAUAAGCAAUGGUGAAGCUUUUUGGCGGAUAUUCGGGUUUCCACUUCACCAAAGGCACCCCGCCAUCAUACAACUAGCGGUUCAUUUGGAAAAUGGCCAGCGAACUUACUUUACUGAACAGACUGCAGCUGAAUUGGCAGCAAAUCCAAAUCAAACAACUUUGACCGGUUUCUUUAGGCUUUGCCAACUUGAUACAUUUGCUAAAACACUUUUAUACCCUCAGGUCCCGUCCUACUACGUGUGGUCAAACAACAAUUGGGUGCGUAGGAAGUCGGGUCAGGAUGUUGAAGGACAUCCUGGUGUCAAGUUUAACAGUUGUCUAGGAAGAGUCUACACUGUACCUCCAAACCAACAUGAGUGUUUUCACCUGCGCCUUCUCCUCCAUGAGGUUUUAGGCCCACAAAGUUUUCAGGACAUCAGAACUGUUGAUGGUGUAUUAUGUGAUACUUUCCGCGAAACCUGUUUUCAGCGUCGACUUUUGGAGGAUGAUUCACAAUGGGGCGCCACUAUGGCGGAGGGUGUUUCGUUAAAAUCUCCUAAAAAAAUCAGAUCGCUUUUCGCUAUUCUACUACUAUGGUGUGACUUGGUUGAUCCCGCCUGUUUAUGGCUUACCUACAAAGAUUAUAUGUCUGAAGAUUUCCUGCGUCACGCUCAAUCGCUACAUCCAUCAAUGGAGGUCGGGUACACUGACCUCAAUUACAACAGGGCGCUGCUUGAAAUCAAAGAUACUGUACUUGAUAUGGGCGGCAUUGUGAUUUCUAAUAUAGGAACAAAGCCACAAAUUGACUCUUCAGUUUGUCUUAAUGGCAGAAUUGGUUCUACCAAUAUUACUGAUGUACAGCUCUAUCAGUAA
This is a messenger RNA of Octopus sinensis (East Asian common octopus), 915 nucleotides long. RefSeq lists its product as uncharacterized. The record is from RefSeq and is a predicted model, not a curated record. Bases 1 to 915 code for a protein of 304 amino acids. Lineage: Eukaryota; Metazoa; Mollusca; Cephalopoda; Octopoda; Octopodidae. The transcript has 2 exons.